This is a messenger RNA of Anopheles bellator, 1227 nucleotides long. Its product is annotated as 2,3-dehydroadipyl-CoA hydratase. Lineage: Eukaryota; Metazoa; Arthropoda; Insecta; Diptera; Culicidae. The coding region runs from base 13 to 990 and encodes 325 amino acids. The record is from RefSeq and is a predicted model, not a curated record. The transcript has 2 exons.
ACUUCCUUCCUUAUGAUAAAAAAACGGAUAGGAAAUAUGCAAGUAAUAAGAGAUUACGGUCGAUUCUGUUUCCGACGUGCCAUUAUAUCUACCGUUAACAGAGAAUGUUCUACGACAAGCGAAGGUGAAACCAAAAUGCUGGACGAAGACUCGAUUGUAGUGGAGAAAGAACACAAUAUCACUCUGAUUGGCAUCAAUCGACCGAAAGUGAGGAAUGCUGUCGAUGUUGCCACAGGUGUUAAACUCGCUGCAGCGAUAGCUGCUUUCGAGACCGAUCCAACGGCGGACGUUGGCGUCCUUCACGGUAUCGGCGGCACAUUCUGUUCCGGUUACGAUCUGACUGAGCUGGCAAGGUCUGACGAUGGAGACACAGUCCGCUCGAUCAUUUCCAAUCCGGAAGGAGUCAUGGGACCGACGAGGCGCAUGAUGAAAAAACCCAUGGUCUGUGCCAUCAGUGGUUACUGCGUGGCGGGCGGAAUGGAACUUGCGCUGAUGUGCGAUUUACGUGUGAUGGAAGAGAACGCUAUCCUGGGGUUCUUUAAUCGACGUUUCGGUGUGCCACUGAUUGACGGCGGAACGGUGAGGCUUCCGGCUCUGAUAGGUCUAUCUCGAGCACUCGAUCUUAUGCUCACCGGUAGGACGGUGUCCGCUAAGGAGGCCCACGAAAUUGGACUUGCCAAUCGCGUGGUUGCCGUCGGUGCUGGACUAGGACAGGCGUACAAUCUGGCCAUGAGCAUUGCCAAGUAUCCUCAACUUUGUCUUCGACACGAUCGGAAUUCGGCAUACUAUGCAUCGUUCUCCGCUCAAUCCUUCGAGGACGCUAUGCAACGAGAGUUGUUUACUGUGAGCGACGAAUUGCUGAAGGAAGGGAAAACAGGGGCAACCAAAUUCCGGUCCGGGGUGGGUCGAGGUGGUAGUUUCAGUGGCAUCAAGGAGCGAGAGAUUGCGGAUUGGGAACGUAAGGAAAUGGAUUUCGAGUCGAAGUUAUAGAACAAUGCUUUGGGUGAUAAGUUGUAUUUUUUACUUGGAAUAGAGCAUUUUUUAAACCUGUUAUCAUAUAAUGUUCCAGUUUCCAUUCUUUAAGUAACAUCUGUAUUAUUAAAUAAUUUCUUUCCUCGAAAUAGAUAACAAAAAAGAAGAUAAUUUUAUUUCUAAAAGCUGUGAACGGUUUGAAACUUUGCUAAAUAUGAAAGCUAGCGACAGGACUUUUAAUAAGCAUGACAUCGA